CACAAAAAGCACAGAAUAGUUAGCUAGAGUUAGCACGUUUAUUUUAAUUGGUUAAGUCUAGAAGAAAAUUUUUGACAGUUUUUUUCAACUUAUCUCUUCCCAUCGGAUAUUCAGCACACAUCAGUUAUCUUAAUGAUGAACAAAGCUAGCUUUAAUACAAGCGAUAAUGCAAAUGGACCUGAUAAAGUUGAUAUGUCUCUUGAUGAUAUCAUCCGGCUGAAUAAGAAACAGAGCCAGAAGGCAGCCUCCAGGAAGCGCAGGCUUGCCGUGAGGGGCCACCUCAUCCAGGGGAGGCGAGUUGGAGACUGGGCUGGUGCGCCUCUGCAGAGGGGAGCGGGUGUAAACAGACUCUUCGGCCGUGGCUGGAAAGUUCCAGCUCGCCGUGGGCAGGGGGUCAUUACCGGCCUGGCUGCAAGGAAGGCUGCAGCCCUGAUGAAGGGGGUUAGUCCUCUGAACCGGCCGGCACUGAGCCGAAAGAUGCUGAGCCGGCCUGGCCAAAGCUGUUUCCACCUAAACCGUUCAGCCCUAGCUCAGAGAGCCAAGCCAUUUAUUCUGCUUCAUGAGGCCCAUCCCAGACGCAUGCAGGAGCAGAGGUGGCCAUACACACAGAUGGAUAGACAGAAUACUCCAGGCCAUGUUGCUCACAGGCCCUUCCAGCUCCGUAGAAAAUGGAAUGCUCCUCAAGUUCAUGAGUCACAGAGGGAGGCUCGCCAGGCUACCUUCCUGUCCAGAAGAGGCCUCAAGGUUCACACUCGUGUGCAGAAAACCACGCCGGGCCCAGCAAUGCCAAGGACCAGACCGUGGCGCACUCCGCUGACCACCAGUGGCAUUCUUACUGUGUCUAUAGACAACCCCACUGCCAGAACUCAACCUGAGCCUGCUCACUCGUGGUCUCUGCACCCCCAAAACCCAGCACUGACCCCCACAGAGGCAGAGCCUGAGAAGAAAUCACCCAAGGGUGUCGCCUUGCAGUUCGACAUCAACAGUGUUGGAAAACAGACGUCCAUGACCCUGAAUGAACGCUUCCGCAUUCUGAAGGACAAGCGUGUCACUGCAGCACAGCAGAGCAGCAAAGGUGGCAGAUUCGUCACUGUGGGCUAGUAAUGAGUUCCAAGAGCCAAUGAAAGAGACUCACUGAGGUUACAUGUCCCUAUUGCCCCUAUCGCAGAGCAGUAGACAGACCUGCACCUACCUUGGAAGACAGAACAGCCAAAACACCUGAGCUUGCCAUCGGUUAAUGUAAUGCUGUUCAUGACAGAUGUUGUUGACUUUCCUGGGCUGAGAUGUUUACAUAUUGGAAUGUGAAUGCACUGAUCCUGUAGAGGAACAGUUAUGAGGAUUUUUCUGUAUGUGUAUUUGAUUAUAAAGUCUUCUUUUAUGACGUUAGUGCUGAUAAAUUUUGACUGUUUGUGUUGUUUCUUGAGAAAUCUUUUACAUGAGUUUGUUUAUACAAAAAGGGAAAAUAUUUGAGGAACAUUUCUUUGUUAUAAGUUGCAUUUUUCUCUUUUGUCAAACAGAUGUUUAGUGUUUUAAAUUUUGUUUUAUAAAGUUUCAUUAAACAAAUGCCAUACUGGUGUUCUGUAAAUGGCUGAUCACAAAGUUAAAACUGCAAAUCAUGUUUUUGUUCACAUUGGACUCAGUCACAUCUGAUUUCUGCCAUUCCUGCCUGAGAAUGCAUAUAGAGAGAAGUAUAUAAAGCAUGUGAUUU
This is a messenger RNA of Electrophorus electricus (electric eel), 1708 nucleotides long. RefSeq names its product UAP56-interacting factor-like. Gene Ontology annotation, molecular function: mRNA binding. Gene Ontology annotation, biological process: mRNA export from nucleus. Gene Ontology annotation, cellular component: nuclear speck. The record is from RefSeq and is a predicted model, not a curated record. NCBI's taxonomy places the organism in Eukaryota, Metazoa, Chordata, Actinopteri, Gymnotiformes, Gymnotidae.